Molecule: messenger RNA, 2432 nt
Organism: Poecilia reticulata (guppy)
Lineage: Eukaryota; Metazoa; Chordata; Actinopteri; Cyprinodontiformes; Poeciliidae
Gene: arsh
Product: arylsulfatase H
Molecular function (GO): arylsulfatase activity
Source: RefSeq, a predicted model, not a curated record
AAACUCCCGGAGGAGGGACCUGAGUAAAGCAGGAACAGCUUUGAGCGUAGAGUAGGUUUAUUGAGGUCUGCCAUGUUGGCACCUCUUCUUCUUUCCCUGCUCCUGGCAUCAGGAAGUGAUGUCAAAGGGGAGGUGGAAGACAAGAAGCCCAACUUUGUCCUCAUGAUGGUGGAUGACCUCGGGAUUGGGGACAUAGGUUGCUAUGGCAAUGAUACCAUCAGAACUCCCAACAUAGACAGACUGGCUUCAGAGGGAGUAAAACUGACCCAGUACAUCGCAGCAGCUCCUCUCUGCACUCCAAGCCGGGCCGCUCUGAUGACGGGCCGUUAUCCUCUUCGCUCAGGGAUGGCCAGCCCAGGCCGUGUCCAGGUACUGUUGUUUCUCGGAGGUUCAGGGGGACUUCCACCUAAUGAGACUACCUUUGCUAAGAGGCUGCAGCAACAGGGAUACACCACCGGCCUAGUUGAGUUCUGCUUUCAAUCUUGUGCUCCUGCAGGUAAAUGGCACCAGGGUGUGAACUGUGAAUUCAGAGGUGAUCACUGUCAUCACCCAAACCAGCAUGGUUUCAGCUAUUUCUACGGCCUGCCGUUCACCCUUUUUAACGACUGCGUUCCCGGGGAGGGCAGCGAUGUGCUAGUGGAUCUUCAACUUGCACUCCAACAUCUAACCCUACUGCUUGGACUGGGACUUCUUACAAUGGUGUGUGUCCAUCUAUGUGGGCUUCUUGAAGUUAGCCUUUGGCUACUGGUGCUACUUUUCUUUGUCAGUAUAGUAGCAGCAGCUAUGUGGUAUGUCCCCUUUGGGCUUCUUCGAACCUGGAACUGCAUCAUUAUGAGGAACCAAGAUGUGAUAGAACAGCCCAUGACAGUGGAGACGCUGCCCCAGAGACUGCUGGCAGAAGCACAAAAUUUCAUAAAGAGGAAUGCUGAUCGUCCGUUCCUCCUCUUCUUCUCUUUGGCUCACAUCCACACGCCUCUAUUCACAACGCCUGCCUUUGCUGGAAAGAGCCGUCACGGUCGCUAUGGCGACAACCUAGAAGAAGUGGACUGGAUCAUUGGUAAAAUAACGGAAACGGUGGAUUCACUCGGCCUGGCCAACAAUACCUUCAUGCAUUUUACUUCGGACCAUGGUGGGCAUUUAGAAGAUUCUGAUUCUCUUAUCGGUCAGAAAGGAGGCUGGAACAGUAUAUAUAAAGGUGGGAAGGCGAUGGGGGGUUGGGAAGGGGGGAUCAGGGUGCCUGGUAUUUUUCGCUGGCCUGGCAGACUGGCAGCAGGAAGAGUAGUUGAUGAGCCUACAAGCCUCAUGGAUCUCUACCCCACCUUGAAAUACUUAGCCAAGGACACCCAGCCAGAUAGACAUUUAGAUGGCUUUAACCUCAUGCCACUACUGGAGGGGAAAGCUGCACGAUCAGAGCAUGAGUUCAUGUUCCACUACUGCGGUGUGUACCUGAAUGCGGUGCGGUGGCACCCACCUGAUAGCAACUCCAUCUUCAAGGUGCAUUUUUUCACGCCAAAUUUCUUUCCGCCGGGCGCUGGGGGGUGCUAUGACACUAAGGUUUGCCUGUGUCAUGGCCAACAUGUGACCCACCAUAACCCACCGCUGCUGUACGACCUUUUCCACGACCCCUCGGAGUCUCGACAACUUACCCCUGAGACUGAGCCUCGAUACGCUGAAAUCCUCCAGCAGAUUGCCAAAGCCGUAGAGAAACAUAAGAGGACCUUUCCAAGUAAAGAGGGAUCUGAUGACUCUCAAGUUCAGCCCAACACAAUUCAAAACCAAAUGAGCUGGGAAAAGAUUUUGUGGAGACCCUGGCUGCAGCCGUGCUGUGGGACCUUCCCUUUUUGUGGGUGCAAGGAAGACAAAAACAUUUAAAAAUAGGAUUCAGAUUAGUGAAGUUCUUCCUCUGCAGGUUUACUGCUUUUACUAAUAUGUAAAUUUACUAAUUUACAUAUUAGUUAAAUUUUUUAAUUGUUUUUUUUUAUCGUCAUUUGACAGAAGUGAACCAUGUAUUUGGAAUUUGAGCAUUUCAGGAUGUGCAAUCAUUCUGUAUGGAAGCUUUUUUAUUUGAAACCUUGUUCCAUGUUGCCAUCCCUAUCAAUUUGUUUUAGAAAUAAUGUGACAAUCACUAUGUUUCUUUCAGUAAGAUAAAUUAAGAAAGAGAAUAAUAUAACUUAAAAAGAGAGUAAUUUAAAUGUGAAACAAAAUGUAACCAGAAUAACUCAAACUGCGUUGAUAUGAAYGAAGCAAUUUAAAGUAAUGUGCUGAACAGACAGUUUUUAUACUGUGUACAUCAUUUGGUUUAUCCAGAGAAACUCCUUUUAGUUUGCAUUUUGUGGAGUACUUAUUCUUAUCCAGCAACCCAGAACAGGAACAUUUAGUUCAGGGGUCCCCAAACUUUUUCCUGUGAGGGCCACAUAACUUUUCCCUUCUCU